GCAGGGCCGGGCAGAGCGGCUGGAGCCGGGCCUCUGCCGCGAGAGGCCGGCGAACGCUGUCUUCCUGGGCCCGCGGCCGGGCGAGGGGCAGUGGAAGGGGCGGUGGCCCGCGUUGUGGCCAUGUCUGUGUCCGCAGGGUGCGGUGGUCCCGCGAACCUGCGCCCUGAGUCCUGGCCCCGCCGGACACCAGUGUCCUCCUGGAGGUCCGGCAGAAGGCAGUGACCGGCAAUCUGUGCGUCCUAAGUCCCCGGGAGGAACAGGGCCCAUGAAUAGCCAGUUAGCCUGGAGGAACUACCAGCCCUCGUCUCAGAGACAGCUCUUUGGCCCAAUAUCACAGAUGGGUCACUUCAGGCAGAGCCCACCUGGCUUCACAAGGUCAGAAGCACAUUUUCCCAGGCCAGUUCAUUCAGGGCCUGGCUCAGGGUGAGCAAACUCUCCAAGGACUGAUUUGCAUGGCAGAGACCACUCACUGGAUCUGUGUGAGAGCCCAAGCGAUGGCUGCUGACAUGCCAAGGAAGAAAAGCAGCGAAUGCCCUGAUGGCACAUUGGCUCCUUCUGAUGGGCAGAGUGUGGAGAGAGCCGAGAGCCCCACACCAGGAAUGGCCCAGGGAAUGGAGCCAGGUGCUGGGCAGGAGGGUGCCAUGUUCGUCCAUGCCCGUUCCUACGAGGACCUGACUGAAUCGGAGGAUGGGGCGGCUUCUGGGGAGAAUCCCAAGGAGGGUGCUGGGGGUCCCCCACCGCUGCCUACAGACAUGCGCCAGAUCAGCCAAGACUUCAGUGAGCUGAGCACCCAGCUGACAGGCGUGGCCCGAGACCUCCAAGAGGAGAUGCUGCCAGGAAGCUCUGAGGACUGGACAGAGCCCCCAGGGACAGCUGGGAGACCAGCCACAGAGUCCCCCAGGGAGGGCACAGGCGAGGGGGAUGAGGAGGAGGCUGCCGAGGCCUGGCGACUGCACCAGAAGCAUGUGUUUGUGCUGAGCGAGGCGGGGAAGCCUGUGUACUCUCGCUAUGGGUCAGAGGAGGCACUUUCCAGCACCAUGGGUGUCAUGGUGGCCCUGGUGUCCUUCCUGGAGGCUGACAAGAACGCUAUCCGUUCCAUCCACGCAGAUGGCUACAAGGUAGUAUUCGUACGCCGGAGCCCACUGGUGCUGGUGGCGGUGGCCCGCACGCGGCAGUCGGCCCAGGAACUGGCGCAGGAGCUGCUCUACAUCUACUACCAGAUCCUGAGCCUUCUUACGGGCGCGCAGCUCAGCCACAUCUUCCAGCAGAAGCAGAACUACGACCUGCGGCGCCUCCUCUCGGGCUCGGAGCGCAUCACUGACAACCUGCUGCAGCUCAUGGCACGAGACCCCAGCUUCCUGAUGGGGGCGGCACGCUGCCUGCCCCUGGCGUCCGCUGUGCGCGACGCCGUGAGUGCCAGCCUGCAGCAGGCGCGCGCGCGCAGCCUGGUCUUCUCCAUCCUGCUGGCGCGCAACCAGCUCGUGGCGCUCGUGCGCCGCAAAGACCAAUUCCUGCACCCCAUCGACCUGCACCUACUCUUCAACCUCAUAAGUUCCUCCUCGUCCUUUCGCGAGGGCGAGGCCUGGACGCCCGUGUGCCUGCCCAAAUUCAACGCAGCCGGCUUCUUCCAUGCACACAUCUCUUACCUGGAGCCUGACACCGAUCUCUGCCUGCUGCUGGUCUCCACCGACCGCGAGGACUUCUUUGCAGUCUCUGACUGCCGCCGCCGCUUUCAGGAACGCCUGCGGAAGCGCGGAGCCCACAUGGCGCUGCGGGAGGCACUGCGCACGCCCUACUACAGUGUUGCCCAAGUGGGCAUCCCCGACCUGCGCCACUUUCUCUAUAAGUCAAAGAGCUCAGGACUCUUCACCAGCCCUGAGAUUGAGGCCCCGUACACCAGUGAAGAGGAGCAGGAGCGGCUGCUGGGCCUCUACCAGUACCUGCACAGCCGAGCGCACAAUGCCUCCCGCCCACUCACGACUAUCUACUACACAGGCCCCAACGAGAACCUCCUGGCCUGGGUGACAGGUGCCUUUGAGCUCUACAUGUGCUACAGCCCCCUGGGAACCAAAGCAUCAGCUGUCAGUGCCAUUCAUAAGCUGAUGCGCUGGAUCAGCAAGGAAGAAGACCGCCUCUUCAUCCUGACGCCCCUCACCUACUGAUGGGAAUGAGUGUGGGCUCAGCCCUGCUAAGCCCACUGGGUCAUGGGAGCCUCCAGGCGGGGCUGGCCUCUCUUGCCCAGGCAGCAGGCAGGGACUGUGGGUUGGUGCGUGCAUUAAAGUGCUUUGGGGAAGACACUUGUCAGGCCUUGUCACUG
This is a messenger RNA of Rhinolophus ferrumequinum (greater horseshoe bat), 2317 nucleotides long. RefSeq names its product MON1 homolog A, secretory trafficking associated (gene MON1A). Gene Ontology annotation, biological process: protein targeting to vacuole; vesicle-mediated transport. The record is from RefSeq and is a predicted model, not a curated record. The transcript has 7 exons. Bases 453 to 2162 code for a protein of 569 amino acids. Lineage: Eukaryota; Metazoa; Chordata; Mammalia; Chiroptera; Rhinolophidae.